AUGAAAGUUGAAUCUACUUUUACUCCAGAGUACUCGAAUGAAUUACUUAAGAGAGUAUCCGAUACCUACAACAAUGAAAUUAAAGGUCAUUUUCCUCAAUUACGGUUGACGAAACUCAUUGAGAUGUUAGAGCAUACAGCAUAUUUAUUAGAAUCAUAUUUGGAUUUAUUGCAUGAGCAGAAAUACGAUGAAUGUCUUUCUGCAUAUAUCGUUGGUUGUUUCUACUUAUAUUUAAUUAUUCCAAAUUCAACACAAUUCCAAAUUAGGAAUAAAUCAUUUAGAAUUUACAAUGAAUUAAAAAUAUUAUAUCAAAACCAAGCGAAUAUGACAAAUGUCUUAGCAAUUGUGAAAAAUGAAGUCGACUCUAUUUUAGACGAAUCAAUUUUAGAAUUAGAAGGUAUAGAAAAAGUUAUUAAACGUGAUAGAGCGUAUUCAAGUCCUGCACCAAAGGUAAACAAUAUCUCUAAAUUUUCAAAAUUAUCGAUUAAUGAUAAUCAUCAUAAUGGUGAAACUAUUUCUACUGAUAAUAAACUGCAAUCACAUUUUCCACAAACUCCAAAUUAUUCAAAUAGCAAUAAUAGCACAGGAAGCUUCAACAAUGUUAAAAGUAAUAGUAAUUCAUCUGAGGAAGCUGAAGACACAGCACCAAUUUGGCAUAUUCCUUCAUUAGAACCCAAUGAUCAGCUAAAAUUAGCUUUAGAACAACCGGUAGAGUUUUCUGAUGAGGAAAUUGAUGCAUCAAGUAUUUCUGAACCUUUGGGACGUCGUUAUUCGCCAUUAUCACCAUACCAAAAAAAAAGAAAUUCCAGUAUAUCUUCUGCUUUUUUGGUCCCAUUUCCUCACAAUGAGAACGAUAAAGUUCACGAUAAUUCAAUGUUAAUUGAAGACUUACCUGUUGAUAGAUCAGUAACACAUCGUAAGGAUUCUUAUCAUUCAGUUUAUAUGAAUAAUCAAGAUGAGGAAUCCGAUUCAGGCGCGCAUUACGGAUUAUCCAACAGCUAUAUUCAGAGUAUGGAUAGAUUACAAAAACAGAAUGUUAUAACAUGUUCGGAAUUAUAUUCUAUUUUAUCCAGUCCUACCGAAAGACAGAAACUAUUGUUGGUUGAUUUAAGAAUACCCAAGGCAUCUAGAACAAACCAUAUCAUUGCUCCUCAUAUCAUAAAAAUCGAUCCCAAUUUGUUAUGGAAUGAAGAAACUCAGACACCAAUAUAUUCUUUUGAAGAGCUUGUUAAAAGAAUCAAUAAUCCAUUAAUUUCAGAGGUAAACAAAUUUGAUUAUAUUGUUUAUUAUUCAGAUAUAAGAACUUUUAUGGUGACGGAUUAUGAUUUUUGCUUUACAUUUUUCUAUUUAUUAUUGUCAACAAAGUCCUUAAAUUUAAAACAGGUACCGACAAAUUUACUUGGAGGUUUUGAAAAAUGGAAAAAAGUGCUGAAGACAUACAAUAAAGAAUAUGGCAUAGAUAUAACACCUUUUAUUAAAAAACUUCAUGCUACAGAAUUAAAUAAAAAUACUGUACCAACUGGUGAAAUGAAGACACUAGAGGCAACGUCUUGGAAGCAGCCUGAAGUUCCUCUAAGAAUAAGGAAGAGACCUCCUCCACCUCCACCAUCGAGCAUACCUGAAAUUCCUUCAACCUAUCAAAACAAUGAAUUGACAACGCUAAUAGAAGAUAAGCGGCUAGAAAAUAUAGACGUGCAGGGAAAACACAGACGUAUCGAAUACAUAUCACCUCCAAUACCACCUAGAACACCUAGUCCCAACCAUCAACCCUCUUAUAACCAAAAGAAGCAUCAAUAUAAAGCUUUAAAAUCUUAUGCUACACCGGUACCAACAAUUGAGCAAAAUCCAAACACCUACGUUUCAUUAUCUAUCACAGGUUUGCGUAAUUUGGGUAAUACAUGUUACAUAAGCAGUAUGUUACAAUGCCUAUUUGCAACUACUACUUUACGUGAUUUAUUUAUUACAACGAAGUACGAAUCAUACAUUAAUCAUAAAGUUACUGAUAAAAUAAAUCUAUCCAGAUCAUUUAGUAUCUUAUUUAGAAAGAUGUAUUUGAAUGGUGGCUGUUCAGUGGUACCAGCAAGUUUUCUUAAAACUUGUAAUCAACUCAGGCCUGAUUUAAAGAUACCCGAUGAUCAACAAGAUACACAAGAAUUUUUAAUGUUAGUUUUAGAUAGACUACACGACGAGCUUUCAAAAGAAGAUACUGUAUUGAAUGAUUAUUCUAAUUUACUAUUAUAUGAUGCAGAACGUAUGCACGUGAAAGUUGAUCAGUACAAAAAAUGGUUUGAAAAUUCAAAUUUAUCUGGCGGUGUAUCACCUAUAGAUGAUAUUUUUCAAGGUCAGAUCGAGAAUAGUAUAAACUGUCAAAGGUGUGGAUAUAGCUCAUUUAAUUAUUCAUCUUUUUACGUACUAUCAUUAGCAAUUCCUAAAAUUUCUGUGAUGUCGUUUUCAAGGACUAAUAGAGUCAAGUUAGAAGAUUGUAUUAACAUGUUUACGAGAGAUGAAGUUUUAUCUGGAGAAAAUGCUUGGGAUUGCUCCCGUUGCGGUUCGCAGAGUGAUAACUUUGUAAAGACAUCGCAUAAUGACCACCAUAAAGAGCAUACAUCUGAAACUACGGAUGAUUCAAAACAAAAUAGAAAAUCUAGGUUAUUUUUAUUACCAAAGAAAUAUAACCCUACAAGUAGAUCACUUUCGCCAUUUGGUAGACAUUCCUCACAUAAAUCUUCCGAGAAAUGGAAAUCAAAAAAGAUGGAAACUAUUAAAUCAUUAAAUUUUAUAAAAAUGCCCAAAAUUUUAGUCAUCCAUUUAUCGAGAUUCUUUUAUGAUAUGAGCAAGAAAAAUGAAACUGUUGUUGCAUAUCCUUUGAUUCUUAAUAUUGUACUGAAAAACGAAGAAGUUUGUAAAUACAGAUUGUAUGCUAUUGUUAAUCAUAUGGGGAAUCAAGUUGCAAGUGGUCAUUAUACGACCUUAGUCAAUAAAAACCGUAAUCACGAUUUGGGUAAAAAUGAACAACAAUGGUACUACUUUGAUGAUGAAGUUGUAAAACAUGAGUUAAACCAUGGUAACAUUGAUGAAGGUGUUAAUAAAGUUUCCAGCAGCCAUGUAUAUGUACUGUUUUAUGAAAAAAUUGAUUAA
This is a messenger RNA of Tetrapisispora phaffii CBS 4417, 3138 nucleotides long. RefSeq names its product ubiquitin-specific protease UBP7 (gene UBP7). The record is from RefSeq and is a predicted model, not a curated record. Gene Ontology annotation, biological process: protein deubiquitination. The transcript has a single exon. NCBI's taxonomy places the organism in Eukaryota, Fungi, Ascomycota, Saccharomycetes, Saccharomycetales, Saccharomycetaceae. The coding region runs from base 1 to 3138 and encodes 1045 amino acids. Gene Ontology annotation, molecular function: cysteine-type deubiquitinase activity.